Messenger RNA from Siniperca chuatsi (mandarin fish), 4732 nucleotides. Its product is annotated as integrin alpha-3-like. Gene Ontology annotation, biological process: integrin-mediated signaling pathway; cell-matrix adhesion; leukocyte migration. Gene Ontology annotation, molecular function: integrin binding. Lineage: Eukaryota; Metazoa; Chordata; Actinopteri; Centrarchiformes; Sinipercidae. Gene Ontology annotation, cellular component: integrin complex; external side of plasma membrane. The record is from RefSeq and is a predicted model, not a curated record. The coding region runs from base 756 to 3836 and encodes 1026 amino acids. The transcript is spliced from 26 exons.
UGACAGGCUAUUGGUCGGAGCUCCCAGGGAGAGGGCGGAGCCUAAUGUUCCAGCCAAUCGAACAGGGGGAGUGUACAGCUGCCCGAUCACCGCUGACCAAUCAGACUGCAGCAGGAUGAAGCUCAUAGACCCAGAAAUGACUGGACCAGCUCUCUAGAUGUUGUUGUUCGAAAGCAGAACUGUAAGUAAAGCAGUCAGUAAAGCUGAUUGUUGUAAACCAGAAGAGAAGAAGUUAUCAGGUAAAGUCCUGACUUCCUGUCCUGAAGGGCUGCAGAACACCGAGCCUCAGUCUUUAUCAGACAUUUCAGCAACCGGAAAGAGUGAACGCUCCAAUUAAAUCCAUACAGUUAAUUAAUAAUUAAUAGAUUGAAGGCUAAAAUAAAGAAAAGGCUUUGAUGAAUAUGAUUGACUUGUAAUGGUUGACGUUUCAGCCAAUCACAGAGAAGGACUCAGGUUUUGUACAAAGCCUGAGAGUCAGAACUCAGGCUUCUCUGCUCCUGUCUGUUUUGUGUUUGUCUCCUCUCUCAGACCUGUUAUCUCUCUCCUGAUGCAUUAUGGGUAGUCCAACCCUCACUCAGAGCUGUUAUCUCUCUCCUGAUGCAUUAUGGGUAGUCCAACCCUCACUCAGAGCUGUUAUCUCUCUCCUGAUGCAUUAUGGGUAGUCCAUCCCUCAGUGAGAAGUGACAGCUGCGGUCUGUUUCUGUUUCCUCUGAGAGCUUUUAUCUGCCUCCCAAACACAAGACACACAUUCAGACAUGAUAAAGCUUUGUCCUGAGUGGGCUGUAAUUGGUGGUAACCACGGCAACGGCCAAUCAAAGGACUUAAUUUUGCUGUACAAACAUCAUAAAACUCUGCAGCUGCAGCAGAGGAACAGCCUGCUGCGUGUCACUCACCUGUCCCGUCCUGUUUCAGACCUGAACCUGUCUGAGGACCUCAUUGAGGACAUGUGGUUGGGCGUCUCAGUAGCCAGUCAGGGCCGACCUGGGGGGAGGGUCCUGGCGUGUGGUCAUCGCUUCGUUAAACUCUAUGGAGCGUUCAAUCUCAGACACAUGAUUGGCCGGUGUUAUCUCCGUGGAAACGACCUGCAGUACAACGACACAGACAUGCACUGGCAGAACCCCGACCAGCCCUGCAGUCACCUGGGUGAUGUCAGCAGUGAGGUCAUGUGUAACAUGGGGAUUUCUGCCUCCAUCACUCAGACAGAAAUCAUUGUCGGCUCACCUGGAAGCUACGAAUGGCAAGGAAACGUCCAUGUCUCCUGGAUGAAUCCAGAUGUUGACUUCGACACCCAGAGGAGCUCCUUCCCCAACCUGCAGCACAGAAACAUUUAUAUAGGAUAUUCGGUCACUCAGGCUCGACGUCUUCUUUCUCGGGAUGAUGAAACCAUAGUAACAGGAGCUCCUAAGGACAGUAAAGAAGAUGCUCGUGGCUCCGUGCUGUUGGCGGUGAAACAGUUUGAUAAACUGAUGACUCAGCAGACUCUGCGCGGUGAACAGAUGGGCUCCUACUUCGGUAACGCCGUGGCAACCACCGACCUCAACAACGACGGGUGGAACGACCUGCUGGUGGGCGCUCCUUUUUAUUUCCAUCGCCAGCAGGAAGCGGGCGGGGCAGUUUAUGUUUACAUGAAUGCAGGAGGUCGGUUUGAUUCUCGGCCCAGUGUGGUGCUGAGAGGACCGGCUGGAUCGGCGUUCGGCAUGUCUGUCACUGCCGCCGGAGACCUGAACCAAGAUGGCUUCCAGGACUUUGCAGUCGGAGCUCCUUUCCAUGAAACAGGAAGUGUGAUGAUCUGGACCGGCAGCAGCGAGGGGGUCUCUACAGAACCGAGCCAGGUGAUCCGGGGCAGCACGGUCUCUUCUGGGUUCAGGACUUUCGGGUACUCUAUGUCUGGAGGUGUGGAUGUUGAUGGGAACAAAUAUCCAGACCUGCUGGUCGGCUCUCUGGACGACACCGUCGCUCUGCUCAGAACUCGUCCAGUCGUUCACCUCAAUAAAACCCUCAGAGUUUCUCCGGACGUCGUCGACCCGAACAGCUGUGACUUAUGUAUUCAGGUGGAGGUGUGUUUCUCCUACAUCUUCAGCACCGGAGAGAAGCACGACAGAGACAACAUCACUGUCCACUUCACUGUGACCGCUGACGUCACCAGCCCCGAGCCCCGCCUCCAUUUCCGUGACAACGGGCAGAGCGUGUACUCUGGUUACCUGUCGAUGCCGAAAAAACAAUGUGAAACCCUGAGAGUCAGACUGCUGAGUCCAAUCCGGUACAAAGUGGAACCUUUGGUAUUCUCACUGAACGUCUCUCUGUACGAGAAGCUUCUUAAGAAAAGAAAUGACGUACAGGACCUGAAACGCUUUCCUGUGCUGAGCCAGACACCCCGACCUAUCAAGACCCAGAUCCACAUCCAGAAGGCCUGUGGUUCUGAUAACCGUUGCCAUAGUAACCUGCAGAUGGCCGCCCAGUUCACAGAUGAGAACCAGAAACCCUUCCCCAUGCAGAAGGACAGUCAGGUGUUGUACUACAACGGCAGCAUUAACCGAUUGUUUCUGGAGGUUAAUGUCAGCAACACACCGUCACCGGGCCGACCAGCAGAGGAUGCUCACAAUGCUGCUUUGAACAUUAGCAUCCCACCGUUGCUCAUAUACUCCGGAGUCCGAACGAAGGGUGACAUCCAGGCAAUGGUGCAUUGUUCUGUUGAGGACUCUGUUCUUCUGUGUGAGCUGGGGAACCCAUUCAAAAGGAACCAGAAGGGUCAGGUGUUGAUCAUAUUUCAGCUGGAUGAGAACAGUUUAGACACCAGAGAGAUUCAGUCUCUGCUACAGCUGUCCACCCUCAGUGAGCAGUCAGACCUGUCUCCUGUCUCUGUCUCCAUGUUGAUGGAGUAUUCACUGCAGACAUCUCUCACUCUAAUCAAUCCGCCAGGCCCCACCUCCUUCAGUGGUCAUGUGAUUGGUGAGUCAGCCAUGGAGAAGACAGAGGAUGUCGGCAGUCUGCUGCUCUUCACUUUGCAGGUGCACAACAACGGGAAGCCACUGGGUCGCCUAGGCAACCUGCAGGUGGAGUUUGAUUGGCCGAUGGAGGUGUCCAAUGGGAAGUGGCUGCUGUACCUUGCAGAGAUUGAAGUGAACGGCACAUCAGAACCUCGCUGUGCUCCGCCCGGCAACCUCAUCAACCCCCUCGACCUCAUGCUGUCAAAGGAGGAGACGAAGAAGAAGAGGAGUCUGGAGGAGGAGGUGAAGGGGAACGAGGAGGAGCAGAUAGAAAAAAUUCUACCCGUCUUCCACCUGCAGGGACAGAAAAAGAAGUCCUACACUCUGGACUGUGCGCAUGGGGCUAACUGUGUGACGUUCAUCUGUCCGCUGGUCAACAUGAGAAACUCAGCGACUCUGACUGUCAGAGCCAGAUUGUGGAACUCCACCAUGAUCGAGGACUACAGCGAUGCGAGGAGUGUGUUGGUUCGAGUCCAGGCGACUCUGAAGCUGCAGACUAACAAACCGACCAUCAACAUGGAGUCUCACAGCACAGAGAUUGAGGUCCAUAUUUAUCCAGAGCCGGGGCAGCAGGUGGACGCCAGCACCCCCCUGUGGAUCAUCCUGGUGUCUGUCCUGGCUGGAGUCUUACUGCUGGCUCUGAUCUGCCUGCUGCUCUGGAAGUGUGGUUUCUUUGUGCGUCGGAGGGCGUGGCGGGCUGCGGCGUUCCACCAGGGGAGGAUUAUGGGUAAAGACAAGCAGCAGCAGCAUACGGACGCUGACGGUUUCCUGAUCCAAAACGACGUCUCCUCGUCCAGAAACAGGAAGUCACCCAAACACUGGGUCACCUCCUGGACUGAGACACACUGAGAAACCGACGGUAUCCACGGAAACACAUCCUGAACCGGACCAAACCAGACCAGCUGGACCGAACCAGACCAACACACUGCCCUUUAAAACCUGCUGGACUGUGUGUGUCUUAACCUGUUUAAACUCAGUUCAGUUUUUAUUGAAAUACGGAGAUACAAGGUUUACAGCUGACAGCAGAGUUUAUUCUGAUUUAAAUAUUUCUCUUUGUAAACAACAGAAGGUGAUUUAUGUAUAUACGGAACAUUUUGUUUAUUAUUUAUCUGUAUUUGGAAUGUUUAGUUUUUAAUGUGUUUUUAUAUGUGAACAGCAUUUCCCAGCAUCCUCCUGGCCUCUGAGUAAGAUGAGAUAUAAAGAAAUGAACAAAUCAAACAGGAGGUUGUUCCUGUAAUAACGUCCUGCGUGUUUCCUGAUGCAGGACAGUCCAGACUCCAUUUUGUCUGGUAGAAAUGUGUUAUUGUUAUUUUGCGACAUCAGGAGUCAAUGUUUUAUUCAGAGCGAAUUAUUCAACCAACUGUCUUCAUAUUAACAUGUUUUGUCAGUUUUGACCGUCACUGUUGGAAAGUUUGGUGACCAACAGAUUUAACGUCGACUGUGGAUACGAACUGACCGCUCAAAAUGAAGUGAAAUCAUCGGCGGGAUGAAAAUCAAUCUCUUUCAGGUGCUGAAGGAUCCUGUAACAAAAAUACUUUGCUUUACGGCUCUUCUAUAAAACUUUGUUUCCUUGUACGGCCUCUUUUUGUACGUGUUUAUAUAAUUGUGAUAUUUCUGACGGCAUUUGAAAGCAGCAUCUGUUUGUGUGUAAAACCUUCAGUCUUGAUUGUGUGGAUGUGGUUUGUAAUCACUGUGGUGACCUGUUUGUGUACGUUGAUGAUAUUAAAGUAUUUUUUGAUAGUUUA